Messenger RNA from Capsaspora owczarzaki ATCC 30864, 933 nucleotides. RefSeq lists its product as hypothetical. The record is from RefSeq and is a predicted model, not a curated record. Lineage: Eukaryota; Filasterea; Ministeriida; Capsasporidae. The coding region runs from base 25 to 789 and encodes 254 amino acids. The transcript is spliced from 5 exons.
UCAAUUUGCCUCCCCUCCCACCAAAUGCUACGCCACUUGCUGAUCAUCAGUCCGGCGGGCACGGUGCUCUACGACCGCGAAUUUGUCAAGCUGAUUGCCCAGCCGCGUCUGACGGGCUCCCUCAUCACCGCCAUCCUCAAGGUCUGCAGCGACGUCACUGGCCUGCCUGCAAGCUACGUUGAAAUCGGCGCAGUCGCCGUCUCCAUCCGCACCGAUGCCGGCCGCACUGGCAUCAUCUGCGCGCUGUUCCACGACGUGCAGGACGGCAAGCAGCUCGGUCAGCUGGUCGCCACUGAGCUGCUGCGGCUCUUCCUCGACCGUUUCCGGCAGCACGUCUCGCCACCGCCAGUCAACCUCGGCAUCUUCCAGUCGUUCCACUCCAAGAUUCUGGAAGGCAUCCGGAGCUCAGUCCGACUGGUGGUCGAUGAAUUGCAAAGAUGCGUCCCUUCAAUCGAGCUGUGCUUCCUCGCAAGCAAUGGACGGAUAUCUCACUCUACCGUUGACAUUGAUGGGGUGGGAGUCAUGGCCAAUUUGUCUGCACUGCGUGAAUAUGCCGAGGAGCUAAUGGCUGCGCGAGGGGACACGUGCAACCGGAUUGUAUUGGAGCGAGUGGCGAAUCGAGUGGUCAUUCAUGCAAUAGGGCCGAUGCUGCUGGUGGUCGUCAUGCCCCGGAUAGUACCGCUUCUGGAAGUCCAGGGGCAAAUUACAGCUGCAGUUUCAUUAAUAGCACGAGUAUCCGAGCUGUCACAGCACAUGCAAGGCUCGACCCACACCAUUUUGAGUUUAUAGCGGGGCGCAGCUUUGUAUUCCGAUGCUUUUGUUGUUUGGUUGUCAUUUUAUUGCUUUUUCUUCAUUGAGCGUCUUCUAUUUUGUAUUUUGGGGUGCCCCAUUUCGCACGUGGGUUUUCACGUGCGUGGAUUCGCCCUCUUGGAG